This is a messenger RNA of Didymodactylos carnosus, 1199 nucleotides long. NCBI's taxonomy places the organism in Eukaryota, Metazoa, Rotifera, Eurotatoria, Philodinida, Philodinidae. The record is from the annotation of a GenBank genome assembly.
CUCACUCGUGGAUCGAAUUUCCGGCACCUUACUUGAUACGCUGUUUACAUAGGUAACAGAGAGUAGACUGAACUCAUAAUUAGGACCCCGCCGGAUACGGUUUGAAAUCUGCCAAGACCAAGACUUACAAAUCUGUAGUUUUAUUCAUAGAUAGGUUCAAGUUUCUACUAUAAACAGGCAAAAAUCGCAUGUGUUCAAAAGUUAUUAAGGAAACAACUUAGUGUAUUGAAUUUUGAAAUGGGUAGUAUAAUUGUACAAAUGAGCUACAAUUAACAACCUAGUUAUUCAUUCAUAUUCUGAUAUACUCUGUUCUAAUUUUAUUUCAGCCAAUAUCAUAUUACGAUAUACACAAAGCAAAUGAGUUGAGUUCAAAAUUAUCAUCAAAUAUUGAUAAAAUUCAGAAUGGUAUUGGCUACCAAUUAUCCCCUAUUCCUAUGAUGAUAGCAAUGACUAGUGGUGGUGUUCUACUAGCUUUUAUUACAAACUGGAGAUUAACAUUAGUUUUAUUAAUACCAUCACCAUUUUUAGCUGUAGCGUGGAUUUUAUUCAGAGAGUUUACUGUUCGAAUAACUAUCAACGAAUUAAAUUCCUAUUCAAAAUCUAAUUCAGUAGCACAAGAGGUCUUUAGUUCAAUUCGGACAGUUUUUGCUUAUAAUGCUUCACAAUAUGAACAAACACGAUACAGCAAAUAUUUAGAUUCGGCAAAAAAUGCUAAUAUAAAAAAAGGUAUUACAUUCGGAUGUUAUAUGGGUGGUUAUUCAAUGAUGUUAUUUUUUUCCUACGCAAUCGGUUUAUAUGCUAGUUACUGGCUACUAAUAUCAUUAAACGAUAGUGUCAAAAUAGAUAAAGAUACGUUCAUUGGAGAUAUAAUUAUUGUCAUUAUUGCUAUCACAGACGGAAUUUUCUCGAUCGGUGGUUUAGCUCAACAUGUUGAAGCAUUAGAGGAAGCUAGAGCAGCAGCUACCGAAAUUUGGCAAAUUUUGGACGAGGAACAACAACCGCUAUCGGAGGAAAAUUCGGCUCAGUCAGAGAGUAAGAAAGAUCAAUACAAUAACAAUGACGAUAUCAAUGGUGAUAUUGAAUUUGACAAUGUUCAGUUUGCCUAUCCAACAAGAGAGAUGAAUGUACUCAACAAUUUCAAUUUAAUUGUUCAUCAAAAUGAAAAAAUAGCUUUGGUUGGAAUGAGUGGAGCAGGUUAA